This is a messenger RNA of Poecilia latipinna (sailfin molly), 4987 nucleotides long. It is a transcript of the gene atl1, whose product is annotated as atlastin GTPase 1. NCBI's taxonomy places the organism in Eukaryota, Metazoa, Chordata, Actinopteri, Cyprinodontiformes, Poeciliidae. Gene Ontology annotation, molecular function: GTP binding; GTPase activity. The transcript has 14 exons. The coding region runs from base 161 to 1849 and encodes 562 amino acids. The record is from RefSeq and is a predicted model, not a curated record.
AGAUGAGCGUUUCACGCGGUGAAUAAAAGCACCAUCAUCCUCCUGCAACAGGAACGUCGUUGUGCUGGAGAUAAGGGCAUCCUCCCAGCUCUGUACGCUCAUGACUACCGACUAGGGUCGCUCAUUUACGCUUCGAGCCGGGGGAUAACAGGACCGCAUCAUGGUGAAACACCGUCCCGAGAGAGACAGCUGGGGUGAGUGGUCCCUGAGUGACAAAAAUGUUUAUGAGUGGAGCUCCGAGGAGGAGGAGCCGGACGGACGAGCUCGGCCCAUCCAGGUGCUGCUGGUCAAAGACGACCACACCUUUGAGCUGGACGAGGCAGCGCUGAGUCGGAUCCUGCUGUCCGAGGAGGUCAGGGACCGCGAGGUGGUGGCCAUCUCCGUGGCGGGGGCUUUCCGCAAGGGCAAGUCCUUCCUCAUGGACUUCAUGCUGCGCUACAUGUACAACCAUUCGUCUGAAGACUGGCUCGGAGAUGCGAGCGAGCCUCUGACCGGCUUCUCCUGGAGGGGGGGGUCAGAGAGGGAAACCACCGGGAUCCAAAUCUGGAGCGAGGUCUUCCUGGUGGACAAACCAGACGGAAGGAAGGUCGCCGUGCUGCUGAUGGACACGCAGGGCACGUUUGACAGCCAAUCCACGCUGAGGGACUCGGCCACUGUGUUCGCCCUGAGCACCAUGAUCAGCUCCAUGCAGGUUUACAAUAUAUCACAGAAUGUACAAGAGGAUGACCUCCAGCACUUGCAGCUUUUCACCGAGUAUGGAAGACUAGCGAUGGAGGAGACCUUCCUUAAACCUUUCCAGUCCCUGAUUUUCCUGGUUCGGGACUGGAGUUUUCCAUACGAGUUUCCUUACGGACAGGAGGGGGGCAUGAAGUUCCUGGAGAAGAGACUGAAGAUCUCAGAGAACCAGCACGAGGAGCUUCAGAACGUGCGUAAACACAUCCACUCCUGCUUCACCAACAUCAACUGCUUCCUGAUGCCUCACCCCGGCCUCAAGGUGGCCACCAACCCUCACUUUGACGGAAGAAUUAAAGAGAUUGAUGGUGAGUUCAUCAACAUCCUGAAGGUCCUGGUGCCCUGGAUCCUCAGCCCCCGCAACAUCGACGUGAAGGAGAUCAACGGCAGCAAGAUCACCUGCAGAGGCCUGCUGGAGUACUUCAAGGCAUACAUUAAGAUUUACCAGGGUGAAGAGUUGCCUCAUCCAAAGUCGAUGCUGCAGGCUACAGCAGAGGCCAACAACUUAGCAGCAGUCGCAGCGGCGAAGGAUCUGUACAACAAAAAAAUGGAGGAGGUCUGUGGGGGCGACCGGCCCUUCCUGGCCCCCAGUGAGCUGCAGAACCGACACGGGGCCAUCAGGGAGGAGGCCCUGCAGCUCUUCCGCGGCGUCAAGAAGAUGGGCGGCGAGGAGUUCAGCCGCCGCUACCUGCAGCAGCUGGAGGGCGAGAUCGACGAGGUGUUCGUCCAGUACAUCAAGCACAACGACUCCAAGAACAUUUUCCACGCCGCGCGCACGCCGGCCACGCUCUUCGUGGUCAUCUUCGUCAUGUACGUGGCGGCGGGCAUCACGGGCUUUGUGGGCGUGGACAUCAUCGCCAGCCUGUGCAACAUGAUCCUGGGCCUGGCGCUGAUCACGCUCUGCACCUGGGCCUACAUCCGCUACUCCGGGGAGUACAGGGAACUGGGCGCCGUCAUCGACCAGGUGGCCGGGGCGCUGUGGGACCAGGGGAGCACGAAUGAGGCUCUGCACAAGCUGUACAAUGUAGCGGCCAAUCACCGGCACCUGUACCACCACGCUUUCCCCGGAGCGCACGCGGACGACGCCGCCGAGGAGCGGGACAAGAAGAAGGACUGAUGAUGACGCAGCAGGGACUCUUUUUUUGUUUUGUUUUGUUUGGGAUGGACAUCCUCCUCACCCGUUGGGCACUUCUUUACUCUGGCGUCGGCUGCUGCUGCGGCCAACAAAUCCAGUCACUACUUUAAUCCUUAUAUUGAACUUUACAACGUUCAUGCAUCAGAAAUGUCGGAGCGCCGCCGCGGUGAUGGGCGUCAGUCGUCGCGUGGGCGCCAGUCUUUCACCGUCGUCUUUCACCUUUUUUGUCUCUGGGCACUCAACUGGAGGAGACUUCCGAGUCUGCUGUUUAUUUCAUAUCACACAAGAUUUCUCAGUCGUUUAAUGCCGGGGCAAUUCUUAUUCUUCUCCCCCCUCCCCCCAAAAGUGUUGCUGACUUUAUUGAAAUAGCCACUUGUGACAAACGUUCAGUUCUUUAGGGUUUCGUGCUGUUUAUAUCUAAGAUCUGCAAAAGGCCAAAUUAUGUACAGUGUGUUGAAUAAUGAAGCAGCAUUAUCUGCAUGUUGAUGUUUCUCAUCUUUAAGCUCAGAAUUCAGGUAUACUUUUUAAAAGAAUAUAUCUAUAUGUUUUAACGGUUGUGACAAAGUGGUAUUGUGCCAUAAAAUGUAAAUGUUUUGUCUUAUUUUUAUUUUUUAUUUUUUACAUCUGUGUCAGCCUGGGUAAAUCCAGACACACAAAGGUACGGUCUUAGUUGGAGGCAAUGCAGUGCCUUGCAGAUUUUGGUCAUGUUGGAACCACAAACCUUCAAUGUAUUUUAUUGGGACUUUCUAUCAUUUUCUACUAUUCAGCUGCAUUUUCCCCUCUUUUCUUGGCAGCGCCAUCAGCUAGGAUGAAGAGCAUUUGUGAAGAUCAAUUUUUUAAUUUGCCACACCGAUUCUCAAAGUCAUUGACCAGUGGCAAUGACUUUGACUAGGCCCCUCUAGUCCUCAUAUGCACUAUUGUGUUGAAUAGCUGACCUGCUAAAAGGUGAAAUUCAGUUUCCAGUCUUAUAGCUUCUGUUAUGAAUUUUCUUUAGGGAUUAAUAACAUUGUUUUUUUGUUUUUCAUUUUAUUGAGUUGAAUCAACUCUAAGCAGCCUCCUAUAACCUGCUGAAGAAAAGCAUCCCCACAGCAUGAUGCUGCCACUACCGUGCACUUGAACUUUUGCAUAAUUUAACACUCCCAGCACAAUAUUUCCUGUUGAGUGAAAUAUUUUUACUUUUAGUGCACUACUUGCCAUAUUUAUUAAUUUUUUUUAGUUGGUUAUGUUUCAUUUGCAUGAGAUGCAACCUUUUACUCAAUUACAAUUGGAAUUGUGACACUUUUUGGUAUUUUAUCAUAAAAAACAUUGAAGAACGUGGUUAUAAACGUGACAAAAAGUGGAAAGGUUUCAAGGUGAAAGCUUUUCCAAGGCACUGUAUGUUUUGAAAAUGCUCCAGGAGAAGUUGAGGCGUUUCAAUGCAGCAACAGUUCCAAGUUCCCAGAACACGACUGGCAUCAUCAUCAUCAUCAUCAUCUCAUCUUUUUAUUCCGCUUGCAGCUUCGCAUUUGUGCAGCAUCUCUUCUUUAUCCCAGUGCAUGUGUGUUUGGCUUUUGAAGUCGAGAGGUUGUGUACGUGUGUGUGUGUGUUUAGCGUCUAUCAUGACAAACAGGAGGCCGACGGACCCGUUGUUCUGUCUCUCGCUGAAUGUUCCAGCAAAUCCCAGGAAUGUAGCCGUUCUGCGCCCGCAGAGGAAUCAAAGCUGGAUGUUGCCGGGCGUGGCCACAGGCCCGGCUUUGGGAAAAGGCUCCUCAUUCCAGAUCUCAUCUGUCAUCUUUAACACGCGUAACUUGAACCCUCUGAGCGAAAAAACUCAGUCGCGUGGUGACAAGAGGAGCCUCGAGCUCACAUUCGUCGUAAACACAAAGCUUUUUGAUGGUGACAGACUUUUUUUUUUGGUGUGUGGAUGCUUUGAGUUCACUGCUUGGUCUCUACAGUCUUCCACAGGGUGUAAUCAGCAUCAAGGAGGCUUUCAAUCGGAUCGUUUUGCUUCUUAAAAUCCCGUACGUUGACUGUUUUAGGUGUUCCUUUUCAUGAGUCAGAGAAGUCGUUUUGUUUCGAAUGAGAUAGAAAACACUUUUAACGUUUUUUUUCCCCCACAUCAUCCCUCUCCUACGCUUAAAGGCAAGUGUUAAACAAGUCGACAUCUUUCAAACUAGCUGUUUGGCUUCAGCACACUGCAAUUUGUCACCAAGAGAUAAAUAAAGUUGGACCAAAUUAACGAAAACAAACCUUUCACAUGAUUUUUUUUUAUAGAAUAAUUUGGAGAGAAUCUGAGUUUAGUUUUCAAAUGCAGCAUCCUUAUUUAACUCCUGAUUGAGAAAUUUAUAUACCUGCCAUUUACUUAGGGUUUUUUUUCUUUUAGUGAUUUGUCUGAACAGAUUGAUUUUUCUUUCAAAGUAGGGUAGAUUACUUUAAAUUUAUAGUGGAUUUUCUCUAAUCCAAACAGACAAAAGUUACACAAUCAAGGAGCAGCAACAACUCCAGUGCAAACAGACAUUUUUGCCCUCAAUGUCAACAAAUUCAUUUCCAGAGUUGUAAAACCCUUCAAAAAAAAUGACCAAACAAAAAAGUGAUACUUUAAAAUAUAAUUUAAAACAGGAGUGCUUUGAAAUUAAAUUUAACUGGAGUUGGAUUUAUAUUUUAGGAUAUUUUGGGGAGAAUUCAUGUUUUACAAUAACCAGAACCACCACUUUCACAAACCAGCUGCCCGUUAAAGUGCUGAACUGAUGCGAAGACUGUUUUUAUCACCGAUAGCUGAUUUUAUUAAACUAUUUUAUGUUUAUGUUCAGUUAAAUUCAAAAUGCAAGUCCAAGGUAGCACACAAAAAAAGACACCCUUUAAAGACACUUCUGCACACUGGACGAGUCACAUGAGGGGGUUGGGUGAACCAAAACUGAUUUUGGAAAAGAUGAAACAGCCCAACAUUAAGUUUCUGACUUGAACACAAUUGAAAAUCUGUGGACUGUUUAAAAGUUGCCUUUAUCAGAAAACCAACUAAAAAGAGUGGCCAAAUAUCCCACCAGAAGCUUGUUGGAGGCAACGAAAUUAUAUUUCUGCAACCUGCUGAGGAAUUUUAAACUCAAAAGAAGUGCAUGAAUGUACGCGAGCCUGAAUGCAACG